This is a messenger RNA of Rhineura floridana, 3903 nucleotides long. Its product is annotated as cytoskeleton-associated protein 5-like. Gene Ontology annotation, molecular function: microtubule plus end polymerase activity; microtubule plus-end binding. Lineage: Eukaryota; Metazoa; Chordata; Lepidosauria; Squamata; Rhineuridae. Gene Ontology annotation, biological process: microtubule polymerization; mitotic spindle organization; establishment or maintenance of microtubule cytoskeleton polarity. The coding region runs from base 1 to 3903 and encodes 1300 amino acids. The transcript is spliced from 2 exons. Gene Ontology annotation, cellular component: centrosome; spindle pole; microtubule plus-end. The record is from RefSeq and is a predicted model, not a curated record.
AUGGUGAAGAGGUCAGUCAAGAUGCUAGAUCCAAGAAACGUGCCUGAGGCGGAACUCUCAGAAGAAUCAUGUGAACUGGAAGCUGCAGCUGUUCUCCCAGCGUCCUGCCUCCAACAUCUGGACAGCAGCAACUGGAAAGAGCGGAUUUCCUGCCUGGAGGCAUUUGAGAAGGCCGUGGAAGGAAUGGAGAAGAACCAGGUGCCCUGCCAGGCUCUUGUGCGGCUGCUGGAUAAAGAACCAGGAUGGAACGAGACAAAGCUCCAAGUGAUGCAGAAGAAGCUGCACAUUGUCGCCCUCAUUGCCCAGAGAGGGAACUUCUCCAAAACCUCAGCUCAGUUUGUCCUGGGAAACCUGGUGGACAAGAUCGGGGAUGUAAUCUGUAGCGAUGACACCAAGGAAGCUCUGACUGCGGUAGCAGAUGCCUGCGGGUUGUCCUGGACGGCAGGGAAGGUCAUAGAAGCAGCCUUUUUGCAAGACAGCCCCAGAACGCACUCCGAAACCCUAAACUGGCUGGCUGGUGCCAUUAAAGACUUUGGCUUUGGAGGUAUGGAGGCCAAAGCCUUUGUCUGCUACAUUAAAUCUGCCUUGGCUGCUGCCCACCCGGAUGAGCGAGCUUCCGCCUUCAACCUCCUGGGAGUGAUGUACCUGUAUGUCGGAGCCCCGCUAAGGGCCUUUUUUGAGGAUGAAAAGCCCUCUCUUCUCUGCCAGAUCGAUUCAGAGUUUGAGAAAGUAAAUGGUCAAAGUCCGCCCCCUCCCAUCCGUGGCCGCUGCAAGUUUUGUAGGGAUGGCGGGAAUGAACAGAGAGGGGGCGAUGCUCAGCCCUGCAGGAGAACUGGAGCGGUUGACAUUAGCAAGAAGAUCUCAACUGAGCUGAUGUCCAAGAUGCAGGAUGCGAGCUGGAAGGUCCGGAAGGAAGGGCUCGAGGAGGUUUCCAGGAUCCUCAAUGAUGUUAGUUCCAUCCAGCCCAGCCUUGGGGACCUCCCCAUUGCCUUGCAGGCUUGCCUGCAUGACUCCAAUAAAGCCCUUGUGAAGCAGACCCUCUUUAUCCUUCAGCAGCUGGCGAAGGUCAUGGGCCCAGGCAUCAGGCAACAUGUCAAGACUCUGGGAAUGUCCAUCAUCGCCAUCUUAAGAGACAGUAAGAGCAGCCUGCGAGCUGCAGCCCUCAUGACUGUGGACACCUGGGCGGAGCAAACCGGCAUGAAGGAAUGGCUGGAUGGGGAAGAUCUCUCUGCAGAUCUGAAGAAGGAGAAUUUUUUCCAGAGGCAGGGGCUCCUGGGCUGGCUGGCUGAGAAGCUGCCGUCUUCCAGUUCUGCUCCCAGUGACCUGCUUCGUUGCCUGCCUCACGUCUAUGCAGCCUUGGAGGACCGUCAUGAGGAAAUGCGCACGGUUGCACAUGAGGCCCUGCCAUUUUUUCUUCUCCAGCUUGGCUUUGAGAGGAUGUCUGAAGCUGCCAGCAAACUGAAACCAGCUUCCAAAGAACAGGUGCUCUCUCUGCUGGAGGAAGCCAAAGCUGGCCACCCAUCCAAGCCCAUCCUCAGUUUUUCCAAGUCACUUUCCAAGCUCCCGAGGGGUAAGUCUUGGCCCAAAUCAAUCUUGGUUUCUCCCCAGCCGUGCAACUCAGCCUCCUUCUUUACUGAAAAUGUAGGAUCCAGUGAGGUGGGCUUCGAUAUCAAAAACGCCAAACCAGAAGGAAUUGUCUCCAAGCCCAAGAGACUACUGAAUGUGAAGGUGCAGACAAAACUCAGCAUGAAGGAAGACACCAGCAAGCUGGGCCCCAUUUUCAUCAUCGUCCCCAAAGCCAAAGAGCAGAGGGCAAAGGAUGAGAAGGCUCUGAAGGUGCUGAGGUGGAACUUCAGCACCCCGAGCAGCAAGUAUGUGGAGCAGCUGAAGGCUCAGAUGUGUGGUUGCCUCUCUAACUGGCUGCAGGAGGAGCUGUUCCACUCCAACUUCCAGCACCACAUCAAAGCUCUGACUGUGAUGACCAAGCACCUGGAGAGUGAGAAGGACGGGGUCAUCAGCUGCCUGGACCUCAUCCUGAAAUGGCUCAGCCUGCGGCUCUUUGAUACCAACACAUGGGUGCUGAUGAAGACCUUGGAGUACCUCAAAAGGCUCUUCAGUCUCCUGAUUGAGGAGAGAUACCAGCUGAUGGAGAACGAGGCCACCUCCUUCCUUCCCUACCUCCUCCUGAAAAUGGGGGGCACUAAAGAGUCCAUCCUCAAAGAGGUGCGGGCCAUAGUGAAGCAGACCACCCUGAUCUACCCAGCUUCCAAGACCUUCUGUUUCCUUCUGGAGGGAGCACAGGCCAAGAAUGCCAACCAGCGGGUGGGGUGCUUGAAAGAGCUAGGAUGGCUGCUCAAGACACAUGGUCCAGAAGUGUGUCAGCCAAACCCCAGCAAAACCCUGAAGACCCUCAUCACCUUAACAGGAGAUUCAAACAAUGCUGUCCAUUGUGUGGCCUUAAAGGUCAUUGCGAUUGCCCGGGAUGUUUACGGAGUCGAGGCAUUCAAGGCAAUCGGGAAUAUCUCUGACAAACACAUGAGCUUAUUGGAAGAGAGCAUGAAAGAGGCAGCGGCCAAACAAGUCAAGGAAGAAAAAGUGGACACUCAGGUCUUCAACCUGGGUUUUAGGCUGGGGUCAUUAGAAGGCUACAGACAAAGCCACGGAUCUGGCAGCCACACAGGGGAAGAAUAUUUGGUUUCCCAUAUGGAGCAAGCUGGGGGGGAGAAUGCGGAUGGCAUGGCCUUCGGCAAGAGUCCAAAACCAGUUGUAAUCAUUCCCUGUGGCAUGAACCCUGAGCCUCAGGCUGGGAGCAGCAUCACCCCCAACAUCAAUAUGAUCAUCUGCCGUGUAGCCAGUGGCAGCAUCAGCACUAGUAUUGAGGCACUAGUGCAAAUCCGAGAGAUUCUAAGGCAGGAGGGCAACGUGGACACCAUGUCUGGCCAUAUCAACCCAUUCUUGAUAGCAAUGCUCCGGCAACUGAAGUUCAUCCACCAGCUCCAUGUGACAGCGGAGAGGGAGAUGAGGAAGGAAAAAGCCAUUGAGCUUUACAGCUGUGUCAUUUCCAACAUGGUCUGCCUCUUCCAGGUGGAAAGCCUCGCCCAGGAAGCUUCUGCUGGGGUGCUGAAGGACCUCAUAAACAGCCUCAUCACCUUAUUGCUGGAUGCUCCCAUUGAAGAGCUUCAAGAAGGCCAGGGCAUUGCCCAGUCUGUCAAUCUCUUGAUAAACAAGGUGCUGGAGAAAUCAGACCAUACCAGGCUUCUCAGCUCUUUGCUGCUUCUGCUUCAUGAAGGAUUGACUGCCCCCACUAAUCCCAUCGCCUUUUCUGAAAUGGUGGCCAAAUGCUUGUGGAAAGCCACCAAGUUCCUUCCACUAACCAUCAGUAAUCUCAAUUUGGACCAGCUCCUCCUGGAAGUCCACAUCUUCAUGAAGGCAUUGCCCAAAGAAAAGUUGAAGCAGCACCAGAGCAACUACCCACUCCGGGCACUGAAGACUCUUCUGAACACCCUUUGCAAGCUGAAGGGAGCAGAGAUCUUGGACCACCUUGGGCUGAUAGAGAACAGAGGUGAGUCUGAGCUUGAGGCCCACCUGUGGAAGGCUGUGAGGCACUUGGUGGAGCAGGCUGACACUGAUGGGGACAAGGGCUCUUCGGGCCCAGCUGAGGUCCAUGCAAAUGAUACACUGGCCGCCAUUUUCAAGAAGAUCAACUCCAAGGAGACUGCCAGGGCAGGCCUUGAGGAACUCUAUGAAUACAAGGAGAAAAACCCAGAGGCUAACUUGGAACCUUUCUUGAAAAACAGCUCCCUCCUUUUCCGGAGCUAUGUCAAGCACGGUUUGGCAGUUAUAGGGUCAGAGAGAGAAAGCAAACAGAAGAGCUGUUUUUCUGUAGAAACUGGCUUAGAGUGA